CUGCUGUUCUUUGCAUUUGUUUUCAAAAAAUGACUCAUUAAUAUGAGAAUUGUGUUUAAAGAUUAAUUAUUUUGGGAAGCUUCGCUAGAUAUAUAUUGGAAGAUGUCGCAACACAAAUCGAAAUGGAAUGUUGGUAAGAUUGACAGCAAUAAUAAUCCUGUGGCAGGAUCCACAAGCGGACAGCAGAAUGCACUGCACGUAGAUACGCACACACACACACAUCCAAACAGGCGUGUUGAGCUCGUGUCAAAACAGACUGAAAAAGUAUUGGUUCCGUCGUCGUUUUUAAUCAGUUUUAUAUGCGAAGGAAAAAGUACUGUAUGAACUUUUUCCCUCCGCAAUACGAAGGACCGAUUACGGCAGAGAUAGCGGAUUAUUUCGUAAAUAUUUACAACGAUUCCUUGCUUUCGAAAGUGGCCAAAGUGUAUUGCAAAAUGGGCCGGAAUCCGUGCCGCGUCGGAAGUGAAUGAAUUUUGGCCGUUUCGCCAACGGUUAAAGUGUAAAAAAAGUGAUUUUAUGUCCGGCUCCUUGCGAGCGAGCUGGGCCAGAAGUGUUCAACCAGGCAGUCUACUAACGCGAGACGCCAUUUUAGAAUUUUUAUUUUGCCUGGCUACCUUUGGUGAAGUUGUUCGUUUCGCUGUGAAGUGAACGAUGGGUUCUCUUUUCAAUUGAUUUAUAGCUUUUGAAAAUGUGUUCCGUUCAGAGAAUCAAGAAUCAGCAAACAAGUGCAUUAUUAGAGUACAGUGCGAGGGGAUUUGUGAAGAAAAAUCCUGGUACAUUCUGUGUAGUGGCUGCAAUUUCGGAUUAGGAUAAAUAGAUGCAGCGAGCUACGAGAUGGAACGUUAAUUUAGGACCUUCGGCGCGUUGUUAUCCAAUUAGACUGUUGAUUGGUUAGCAAAAAGCAAGCAUUUUAUGCGUCUGGCUGUGUGUGUGUUUGUGCUUUUUUUAUAUAUAUCGAACGACGAAACUAAGGAAAAGUUUUCCCCGAUUACUGCAACAGUAGGCCUUGACUGGUAACAAUGACGACGGUGAAAACUCCGCCGGUGGAAUCAAAACCACCCGGCAAAUCUCCUCUGUCGUCCUCGUCGUCGUCAUCGUCGUCCUCGGAUUCGGAUGAUGGGUCGGAUUCCUCUUCGGAUUCUGAUUCCUCGUCAGUUGCUUCUACCAGUAAGACGAGCAGCAAGCAAAGCACCGACAAACAGCAACAGCAGCAGCAGCAGCAACAACAACAACAACAGCAACAGUUCAGCGUGACGAGCUCCGACAGCGCCGGGCUUCGGAUGAAAAUCGCCAUCCCUCGAAAUCAAUCCAACUCAACGCCGACCCCAUCGCCUUCCGGUGGGAUCGGUACCAGUACUGCUGCCACAAUCAACACUCCGAAUCGUCCGGGAUCAUCGGCUAGUGAUGUACAGAAGUUGGCUCCUGCUCCGGUGGUAGCAUCACCGAUUAGUCCGGUACUAGCAGCGAUGAGUGCAACCGCGAGUCUCGAGAAAAUUCGUCCAGGAACAAGCUCUUCAUUGUCUAAACCGGAAAGUCGCACAUCGACUAGAAAAAGUAGUAAAAGCGAUUCCAGUUCCGAGAGUUCGUCGUGUUUCUCAAAUUUCAGCGACAGUGACAGCGACAGCAGCAGCUCCGACAAUCAAGCGGACGGCAGCAAGAAAGAUGACUCGGCAGGAACUGGACAGAAAAAACACAAAUUUGUCAAGAGGAAGAAGAGCAAUCGAAGUGUAUCGACAAGUAGCAGUAGUGAAGGAAGUGAUGAGUCCAGUGUUUCAGAUUCCAGUAGCGAUGAGAACCAGGAUAAGGAUAGAGAUGCCAACCAGGAUGCGUGCCCACAGAACAAUUCAGUUCCAGAGAAACUGCCUCUGUCGGAUGUUAAUCCGGCUUCCUCGCAUCCCGCAUCAGGUUCGAUGCCAGAUGCCGAUGCCGGUUCCUCAUCCGAUAAUGAACUUCCUGCGCUGGUGAAUGCCGCGAUUAUGCGUGUGGCCGAAAGUGGUUCUGAUGGUGAAAGCUGUCGCGGAACGCCAUCGGCUAUUCCUCAGUACACUUCUAGUUUACUUCGGGAUUUUGUGGCAAAAACCAGUAUGCUCGGUAGUGGAGGAGGUUCCGCAGAAACGGCAACCUCCGCAGCUUCUGCAGAGGUACAUAAAAUCAAGACUGAAUCACCCAUCCCGAGUCAAGGUGGUAGUGCAAACAUGAUGGGCUCUAGUAACAACAGCAACAGCAACGCAGUUAACGCAAAUGGACUAGCGUCUAAGCCGGCGCCAAUUGUUCCUAUAAAACGAAGAGGUAGGCCCCCGAAAUCAGCCAGCAAUACGGCACUCGUUGCUGCUGCGAAAGCUCCUACUCCAACGGUUAGCGAAUCUCCUGACUCGGGCAUACUUUCCACGCACAGUUCCACAGGUUCUCCUAAAACGGAUAAAAAAAUUGCAGUGGCCAACAGUCAAAAGCGACGCACCGAAACCGAACCAUGUAGUAGCGGUGCUACAAGUAGUAAGAAUGCAGUCGUUGCGCCACUGAAUAAAUACACCAUAGCUAGUUUGGAUCGAAAUACCUACGCGACGGAACGAGUCCUCUAUCCUCCAAGAGGCAAGAAAAAGCCAGGUAGACCCGCUAAAGAGAAACAACCACCGGCAGCAGCCGCCGAAGACAAUCUCGAUCCGUUGUGGAAAAAGAUCGACAUCAGCCAAAAGUUUCAUGAACCUCGGCUCAGUGGCUAUAAAAGUGAUGGCGGUCAUUCAACGAUUUGCUGCAGUAAACGGUUGGCUUCGCAAAGUGGUUACAUUAGCGAUUACGGUGGCAGCAGUCAUCGGAAAAGUCGUUUAUCUGGCUACAAAUCGGACUGUAGUACGAAGUCGAGAAAAAGUUGUGGCUACAAAAGUGAUUACAGCGUCAAAGCCAAAAGCUGCGGCUAUCGAAGUGACUGCAGUACUCGCCAACGGAAGCAGGUUCGACGGAAACGACGAAAGAAGUUGGUACCGAACAAUAAUAAUUUGAACAAUAAAAACUUUAACCAGAGCAGUAAAUCUUCGAGUGUUAGCGAACAGGACAUACUGCAGCUGGCCGGACUUACGUUGGGGAGCACAAGCGAGGAAAGCAGCAGUAGUCAGGAGUCUUUACUAUCCGUUAAUGCAGACGCCCCAUUUAGCAAAGCACUUCAAAUCUCCAACGAUCAAUCGAACAGUAAAAACAGUAACAUACCUACUCUUUUGACGGCGAAGAAUCGUGUCAAUCAUUUGCUUCCAAUUAAUAACUUCAAGGGCAUUUUCUCUUCGUUGAGCCGUUUCGGAAGCGCUGACACUUUUUCUUCCAACAUCAGUCCGAAGAAUUCAUUCGCUGCCUUCCUCAAGAGCAAUCGCAAUAAGGAUAAUGGGAAGGUCAACGUACGGAAGUUACCCCUGUCCAAGGCCAACGUUAUCAGGAACUCGGAGGAGUGCAGUAAACGGUUUCAGCGAAGUACCAGUCAAGAUUUGCUGAGUCGAAUAACGAAUGCGGAUAUCCCGAAAGCUUCACCAGCCAAAUCAGUUUGUUCCAAACGAAGUCGGCGGAAGAGUUGCCAUAGUGACCGAUUGGAUACGGCUUCCGUCAAGAGUUCCGGUACGACCAUUCGUCAGCGAAGGCUAAGUACGAUGAGCCGAUGUAGCAGUAGAUCUGCCGGGUCGAGACACCCCUGGAGGAAAAAGAAAAGGAAACGGCUACGUUCCAAUUCCGUAGCGGGGAAAUCGUCGGCCGACAUCAAGCUAGGAAUGGAAAUCGAACGAUUAAAUGAGUCGUUCGGUAGUCAGUGCCGCAUAAGCUCAGAGGGAAGAGCGAAGGACGGAUUGCUGGGUAUUGGGGCAGCUGCAUUAGCCGGUGCGGCUGCCAAAAAUCAGCAGAAAGGGCGUUCCACCAAAAAACGGAAGGCCUCGGAACAUGUGGAAUCUCCGUCGUCAGCUGCCACGGGUACAAAGCGACGCAACAAAAAAUCUCUACCUACGCAGAGUCCUGACGAUCACAAGUUGCCACUGAAGAAGCGACACUAUCUACUAAGUGAACAAACGGCGAAGGGAAAUGAUAGCGGAGCAGAGAAGGACGAGACCAAGAGUCAUUCUGUGAUUCAUUCGUGUGCUGCUGCGAGUGGCCGAGCAUCGACAUUGACGGUGGCUUCAGGUUCAUCGACAUCUGCCUCGGUAACCGUUUCAUCCAAGGAUCUUACAAAAGCUGUGACGCCAAAAAAGCGACAUCUCCUAAAAUCACCAGAACCGGUUAUCAUCGAGGAGAUCGUUCAAAUCAAAUCUAGCGAUUCUCCGUUGCCGGUUGAAGCCAGGUUGGCUGCUGAGCUCGCUGCCGUCGAUACCGGUCAUAGUCAUCCGAAAAAGAGCGAAACAAUUUCUAGGAAGAAGAACCGGUUGGAAGGUCUGGUAUCGAAAAUACAACCGACGGCCACGGUUACUGCGAUUCUGGCAGAUAACAAUAUAUUGGCAGCAACCAAUCAUCGCUCGACGCCCCAUGCUCGGCCUACUGUGAUCCACACGUCUUCUUCCUCAGCUGCCAAUGCGCCUCCACCGGGAGUAUUCGAGCCAACGGUCGAUCUGGAGCUUUCGAUUCCUGCUUCAAUUCCUUCUCUGAUUGCCAAAGUCGAACUAUUGGAUAGUCCACGAUUGAAGGAAACUAUUUCCAAGCUGGAAGGUGAGGAUAUUUCGAGAAAAGGUUCCGAAAAAGUAAUUGAAUCGCUUCUUACCAAAACAGGAGCCCAUCUGUUGCUGAAGAAAAAGCGCAAGAAACCGAAUCGAACCGGUUUUCCCACAGUCAAAAAGAAAAAAAGGAAAUUGGUUGAAAAGGAUCCGUCCGAUGAGGAACAGAAACCGGAGGUUGGUCCUGAAUUGUUCGAUUCUUCCAACUUGACGAAACAUGUGCCAUCGGAAGCAGAGAGGGCAGCUAAAGAAAAGCACCACAAAGAAGGUCCAAAAAAUUGUGACCGUGUGCCAAAGGAGGGUGAACCGACAGAUACUUUCAUCGAACGGAACACACGUCCCCGUUUGUCGGUGGUGAGUCUGGAACGUUUGCAAGGAAAAAUUCCGAUGAGUGGACGGGAACCGGCCGCGACUCCAACGGGUAGUUCUGGACGAGGACGAAAAUCAGCUCUUUCUUCUGCUGCAGAAUCCCCUAACGCACGAGGUGCUCCUGCAGAAAGAAGGCAACUCAGAGAAAAAUCCAGAGAUAAAAGUGAACCGGAAAGAAAAAGUUCCAAAUCAAAAGACAGGAAAUCUCGUCUCGGGGCAGAGUUACCGGUUAAGCUACCAGACAAAGAUUUGGCAGUGAAAAGUCACAGACAAAAAGAAAAAAUUGUCGUUAUUCCGGACAAACUUUCCAAACUUCGAGACAAAUUUACGGAAACACCGCGCCUUGAAAAGUCGUCUAAACGAAGCGAUAGGCCACCGGCAGAAGCACUCACGGAUAAAUCCACUAGAAAGAAGGAAACUCUUCCUGAAUCUCAUACUCCAAGUGAAAAGGUUUCGCAAAGGCAGAAGGAAGCACAGGAAGAGUCGUCCAAGAAAAGUUUGAAACAAACGGAAACGGCCGAAGCCUCUCCGAGUGUAGCGAGAUCGAAUGAGAAAUUAACGAAAAACAAGGAGAAUAAGUUACAGACCAUGAAAGUAAAGGCACUGGCAGUUCCUCCGAGUGUAGCGAAGUCAAACGAGAAAAUGGCUAAAGAGAAGGACAGCAAAUUACUGAGUCCUAAACAAAAAGAGAAACUUCAGCCCGAGUCAGAAGUGCAUCUGAAUGUUGGUAAGUCGAACGAAAAACUGGCAACGAAAGAGAAAGAAAGAAAAUUACUAACCUUGAAACAGAAGGACAAACAUCCAGAAUCGGAAGUUUCGCCGAGCGUAGAGAAAUCGACUGACAAACCGGCGAAAGAAAAGGAAAAUAAACUACUUUGCUUAAAGCCGAAAGAAAAACCGUCGGAAAUUCCUACGAGUGAUGUCAAAACAAGCGACAAAACGACUAAAGAAAAGGAAAAUAAGCUACCGCUUCCGGCACCGAAGAAAGCGAAAAUUUCCACUGAAGCAAGUGCUGCCCCGCUACCGGUGCGCAGAACCCGCAGCUGUUCCAUCGCUCUAGACUCGAUGGAGUUGGCAGCGAAGCGGAAAGCCAGUCAAGACAACGAAAUCGUACUGAAGAAUGCCGUCAUCAAACUGCAACCUUGCAUGAUAUCGAACGAAGAUUCCGACAGCUUAGAUUCCAUGCCACUUCUGAAGCGUCUCCAAUCUCGCUCAAUAUCCAGACAGCAGAAGCAUUCGAUUGUUUCCGAAACUCUUGUAACUUCCCCCAAAGCACCGAGUCGACUACGAGGCCGGCCACGGACCGCAUCCCCAAUACCUGCUGCCGAAACUCCUCCCAUCCCCGUUACACCGACCUUGUCCGAACAGCUGAGCAAGCUGAGACGAUCGCGAAUGAGCGUUGUUGACACGGCGAGACGUCAAGAGGUAGACCAUACGCCAGUAGCAAUGCCUUGUAUUAAAGAAACUAGGUCGGCUGCCGCAAGGAAAUCUUUUACUAAGGAUCCACCCGCGGAACAACAGCACUUGGAUAUUCCACCGGUGAAGAUAAUCAUUUCGAAAAAAGACCAGAAAGCAGUAGCUUCAGCCGUUGCUGUUGAAAAACAAUUUGAAACUGUGAAGAGUCCACAGCCGACCGAUAUAGUAGAAAUGAACGAGGAUCACUCCAAGAAUCGAUCUUCGAGUAGAAUUGAUAUCGUCCUGGACAAGAUUAGAAAGGAACAGAAAAAACCUGAGGAAGUUGCAAGUGUUAAGCUAAAACGGAUGAAAAGUGACGAACCCAAGGCAGACGAGGAAAAACCGAGCAAAAUAUUGAAAAAGAAUUCCACGGAACUGACCGCACAGAAAGUGGUUGUUCCGUUGGUUCCCGUGGAUGUGCAUAAAUUCGACUUAGAGGAAUCUAUCACUCAACUGUCGAAGAUACAGCCGGCUUCAUCUACGGAAGAUUUGGAACAUGAUCCGCUUCCGGCGGACGAAGGACCACCGGAUUAUUUCCGUAACGAGACUCCCUCGCCAGCUGUGGAUGGUAAAACGAAGAAAGUGCCUCGUAAAAAAUAUAUCACCGCCGGGCUUUUCUCCGAUUGCUACAAAGAUGACGGCAAAGUGUCUGGUCGAAAUAUUCCGAAAGUACAACCGGAAACGCUUCUACCGCCACCGGCCUACUGUGAGCGGUUUCUUCGUAGAACCCAACGGGACUUCCAAUUGCCGUUCGAUCUGUGGUGGUUACACGACAACGGUAAACUUACAGCCCGACAUACAGUGGCAAGUUGGAACUACAGAAAAAUCCGAACGAACGUUUAUUACGAUGUCAAGCCGAACCCGUCUACCGAUCAUCCGCAGUGUAACUGCAAGCCGGAUAGCGGCUGCCAGGACGAUUGCCUAAACCGGUUAGUAUAUGUCGAAUGUAUGACGGAAAGCUGUCCCUGCGGAGAUCGUUGUCGAAACACGAAAAUUCAGCGGCACGAGUAUGCACCGGGAUUGGAACGGUUCAUGACCGAACAGAAGGGUUGGGGCAUUCGUUCGAAGGAGGGCGUUAAGAAGGGAACAUUCAUCAUGGAAUACCUGGGAGAGGUUGUUACCGAUAAGGAAUUCAAGGAACGGAUGCGAACAAUCUAUCUCACCGACAAUCAUCACUACUGUCUGAAUCUCACCGGUGGCCUUGUAAUCGAUGGUCACCGAAUGGGUAGUGACUGUCGCUUCGUUAAUCACUCGUGCGCCCCAAACUGCGAGAUGCAAAAAUGGUCCGUCAAUGGGCUCUUUAGAAUGGCCCUGUUUGCAUCCCGUGAUAUUCCAGCCAAUGAAGAAUUGACGUACGACUAUAACUUCUCGUUGUUCAAUCCAUCCGAAGGACAACCGUGCAAAUGUGAAACAAAGCAGUGUCGCGGUGUUAUCGGAGGUAAAUCCCAGCGAAUCAAACCGCUUCCGGUGGUCGUCGAAGCGAAAAACAUCGCUGAGGCUGUGGCUGUUUCAACAACCGCCAAUCCACCAACGAUUUCGACCACCGAAACAAGCCCACGAAGUGCUGCUCGUUCACGAAAACGUCAAGCAAAGAAAAAUGCUCCACUAACGCAGCUCAACGGUCAACCAUUGCCAAACUUUGUUGCACCGACGGUCAAGGAACGCGCUCUGAUCGUGGAACAUCAUUGUUUCCUGAUGCGAAAUCUCAACAAAAUACGGAAACUGAAGGAUCGUUCGCCGGAACAUCCAUCGUCGCAAUCGGCUAGUCCGGCUCCCGGGCAAGUGGCGGGAGUCAACGGGAAACCAUCGCUAGCAUCACAGAUAUCUGCCCUGCGCUGUCCACGGAAUAUGCGUACCCGCGGGUUGGCAUUCGUCGAAGAUGAUCCCGAACUGGAGAAGAUCGCGCGGAUUGCUGUGGCGCUGAAGGAGCUCUGCAUCGAAAUCGCCAGCUUGAAAGAUGAAAAAGGUCAGCUAUAUCAGAACCGCUUGGCACCGCCAUCCAAGAAGAAGGUCCCACUGUACUACGAACGAAUUCCGCGUCCGAUCGAUCUAGCCCAGAUUCAGUCUAACAUCGAGCAGGGUUCGUACAAGCAACCGAAACUGUUCGAAGAUGAUCUGCUCAUCAUGUUUGGUAAUGCAGUUAAAUACUACGGUAUCAAUUCGGCGGAAGGAAUCGCAUCGCAAAAACUGAAGGAACACUACUACACUUGCAAGCAGCGCCAGGUGGACAAACUGAUUGCUUACGUGGGGGAGCAGAAUGAGCUACUGAGAGGAUUUAUUCCGAAGACAGAACCGGAAACGAUUGUCCCAGUGAAAGGUCGGGGCAAGUUCAAGCAGGAACAACCGGAGGAUAUUAUUCGAUGCAUUUGUGGUCUGUUCAAAGACGAAGGGUUGAUGAUUCAGUGUUCCAGAUGUUUGGUUUGGCAGCACAUUGAGUGUACGAAGGCAGAUCCAGCGGUGGAUAAUUAUCUUUGUGAAAAAUGCUUACCUCGGUCAAUAAACUACGAAAUUCCUCUGAACGAUUUUACAGAGGAAGGAUAUCAGUACUACAUUUCACUGAUGCGAGGAAAUCUGCAAAUUCGUCAAACCGAUACGGUGUACGUACUGCGAGACAUCCCAAUGGCUCCAGAUCCGAACAAUCCGGAAGGUCCUCCGAGAAAGCAUACCUACGAAACCAUCGGUAAAGUGGACUAUGCUGAAUGUGAUAUCUUUCGGGUGGAAAGCCUCUGGAAGGAUAAGGAAGGUCGCCGGUUUGUCUACGGUCAUCACUAUUUGCGUCCGCACGAAACGUACCACGAACCAACCCGACGAUUCUAUCCCAAUGAGGUGAUGCGGGUACCACUUUAUGAAGUGAUUCCGAUAGAACUGGUGAUGGAUCGUUGCUGGGUGCUGGAUCCGGCCACGUUCUGCAAAGGAAGACCAGUGGACAGCUCCGAACCGCACGUUUACAUCUGCGAGCUGCGAGUGGAUAAGAGUGCUCGGUUAUUUUCGAAAAUCUCCCGCCAUGCGCAUCCGGUUUGCAUGAAAUCCUAUGCAUUCCACAAAUUUGAGGAGAAACUGAAAAUUUCCAAGACAUUUGCGCCUCAUGAUCUAGGUUCAUUGUCUCAUCUGCUAACCGCCAAGGACAACCGGAGGAAAGGUUCUAAGAAGGAUGAUGCCAACUCGACGACCUCGGCAACGCCUACCGUAGGUUCGAAGAAGAUGACACCAGUUAUGCAGCUGCUACCACCUCCACCGAAGACUGACAGCAACAGUCCUGAUGGGGCGCUCAUACUACCUUCAAUCGAGACCCUUGCGGAGAAACGUAACCGAUUGGAAGAAGUUCUGGGCCGCCUGAUGACAAAACUGAACACGAAUCCGGCUGCCUUACCCGUGGUGGACAUCAGCUAUCUACUGACCGGACGGGGGGCACGUCUCCGAAGAACCAUCGCCAAUGCCACACCGGUUCCAAUUAUUUGAGAGUGGGUCAAAAAGCGUCGGAAGCGUCGCAAAUGGAAACGCUAUUACGUCUAAUCAGCGUACAUCCGCCGUCUGCUCAUACCGCAGAUGGUUGGAACUUUUGUUUUCUAUUAGGAUUAAUCUUCGCAUCAAUUGUGUAUAUACGGGCCUACAAAGGGAUCCAGUAAGAUACUUUUCUUCUGGUUCCGAGCCUUCAUUGAGAGUUUUUUCAUCAUCUGAAAUUAAGUUAUUUCAAUUAUUUAUGACAUUUUUGCAGAGUUUUGUUUAGAAUAAAUGAACAUUGUUUUGUUUAUAUAUUGUUUUUUUUUAUAAUUUUUUCUAAUGAUGAAUAAUGAUUUAAUUAUACUUACUCAAUUUUUAGUUACGUCUUAGAAUAUUUGUUAUAAAAAGUUGUGUUAAUUGAUCGAAUAAAAUACAAAAUAUAUGAAAAUUCUUACAAUCAAGAGUUCAGAUCACAAACUAUGACAAUUUGAAUUAUACUCAUUCAUGCAGUUGAGCUAGUAUUACAACACUAAACAAAACUGACACUAACUGCUACUGGUUGAUUAACUUAUUACUAGCUUAAGACAAACAUAGCCAGAAAAAAAACAGGUAACUUCUCAAAGUUUUUUUGGCAAUUGUAAGAAUACAUUUUCAAAACGAACUGAGCACUAGAAAGGGUAGGCAAAGCAAACGUAUAAAGUAAUAUAUUUAAUGAACAUUUUUGGUUGGUAGAUUGAUAUAUAAAUAUGAGAAGAUUUUUUACGUAGAAGAGCAGCGCAAAAUUUUCGGAAUGAUGAGGUAAAUUGUACUAGGUAAACACACUCUCGCUUACUCAAAGCAAAAAUGAAACAGAUUUUGGUAGAACUACGCUGUUAAACCUGCUGUGAAGAAGAUGAAAACGAAGAUAAUUCAAUUUUAAA
Malaya genurostris is the source of this 10858-nucleotide messenger RNA. RefSeq names its product histone-lysine N-methyltransferase ash1 (gene ash1). The record is from RefSeq and is a predicted model, not a curated record. Gene Ontology annotation, molecular function: chromatin binding; histone methyltransferase activity; DNA binding. The coding region runs from base 1020 to 9956 and encodes 2978 amino acids. Gene Ontology annotation, cellular component: nucleus. NCBI's taxonomy places the organism in Eukaryota, Metazoa, Arthropoda, Insecta, Diptera, Culicidae. The transcript is spliced from 8 exons.